This is a messenger RNA of Lachancea fermentati, 2124 nucleotides long. The record is from the annotation of a GenBank genome assembly. Lineage: Eukaryota; Fungi; Ascomycota; Saccharomycetes; Saccharomycetales; Saccharomycetaceae.
AUGGCUGAAUUGCUUAAGAAGACAUUUGCCAACGCAAAGGCAGAAAAUCGCAAUGCGCUAGUUACGUUUAUCACCGCUGGCUACCCUACCGUGGAAGAUACAAUUCCAAUUUUGAAAGGUUUUCAAGACGGUGGUGUCGAUAUUAUUGAGCUUGGUCUCCCAUUCUCAGAUCCCAUUGCUGAUGGGCCUACCAUUCAAGUUGCAAACACUACUGCAUUGAACAAUGGUGUUACAAUGGCCAAGACGUUGAACAUGGUGAGGCAAGCAAGAGCGGAAGGUGUCACAGUCCCAAUAAUUUUAAUGGGUUACUACAAUCCAAUUUUAAGUUACGGUGAAGAAAAAUUCAUCAUUGAGGCUGCUGAUGCUGGUGCAAGUGGUUUCAUUAUUGUUGAUUUACCUCCUGAGGAAGCUAUCAAGGUCAGAAACUACGUGAGCAACAACGGUUUAAGUUUGAUCCCAUUGGUGGCUCCUUCUACUACCGACGAGAGAUUAGAGCUACUGUCACGUAUUGCGGACUCUUUCAUUUACGUGGUGUCCAGAAUGGGUACCACCGGUGUUCAGAACGCUGUCUCUACGGACUUAGCUGCUCUAGUGAAUCGUGUGAGGAAAUACGCCAAAGAAACUCCUCUGGCUGUUGGGUUUGGUGUUUCUACCAGAGAACAUUUUACAACAGUAGGAAGUGUUUCUGAUGGUGUUGUAAUUGGUUCCAAGGUUGUGAGCUUGUUGGGAGAGGCCAAGCAAGGUGAACGUUACGAUGCAGCCAAAAAAUACGUCGAAGAAAUCCUAGACGGUAAAAAACAUCAUAUAUUCACUGCAGAGGAGUUCAAGGCCCUGCAGGAAAAAUCCAUCAUUGAGGGCAAGAACAGAAAAUCGGAUGGUGAUGAAUUCAAAGAAAAGCACAAGUUUUGCGCUACGUUUGGUGACUUUGGUGGUCAGUAUGUUCCAGAGGCUCUUCAUGCGUGUUUGAGGGAAUUGGAGCAAGGCUUUGAGAGCGCAGUGGCUGAUCCUAUCUUCUGGAAGGAAUUUAAAGAUUUGUAUUCGUACAUUGGACGUCCUUCCUCCCUACAUAAGGCCGAAAGACUGACCGAACAUUGUGGUGGUGCCCAAAUUUGGCUAAAGAGAGAAGACUUGAACCACACUGGUUCUCACAAGAUUAACAAUGCCUUGGCACAAGUGUUGAUUGCGAAAAGGCUAGGUAAGAAAAAAAUUAUUGCAGAAACUGGUGCAGGCCAGCACGGUGUGGCGACAGCAACUGCCUGUGCUAAAUUCGGUUUGCAGUGCACAGUAUUUAUGGGUGCCGAGGACGUCCGUCGCCAAGCUUUGAAUGUUUUCAGAAUGCGUAUCCUAGGUGCUGAAGUUGUUGCCGUCACAAAUGGUACGAAGACGCUUAGAGAUGCAACCUCAGAGGCUUUCCGUUUCUGGGUAUCAAAUUUGCAGACUACACAUUAUGUCGUAGGAUCUGCCAUUGGCCCACAUCCUUAUCCUACGCUUGUUCGGACCUUCCAGUCCGUUAUCGGUAACGAAACGAAGGAACAAUUUGCAAAAUUGAACGACGGUAGAUUACCAGACGCAGUUGUUGCAUGUGUAGGUGGCGGAUCGAACUCAAGUGGUAUGUUUUCUCCAUUUGAAAAAGAUUUGUCGGUAAAAUUGCUGGGUGUGGAAGCAGGUGGUGAUGGUGUUGAUACCGCUCACCAUUCGGCAACCUUAACAGUAGGAAGACCGGGUGUGUUCCACGGUGUCAAAACUUACGUUUUGCAAGAUAACGAUGGUCAAGUUCAUGAUACACACUCCGUCUCGGCGGGUUUGGACUAUCCAGGUGUUGGUCCUGAAUUAGCUGCUUGGAAAGCAUCUGGUCGUGCCGAGUUUGUUGCUGCGACUGACGCUCAAGCAUUGGAAGGCUUCAAACUACUUUCUCAAUUAGAGGGUAUUAUCCCAGCACUGGAAUCCUCCCAUGCUGUUUACGGUGCUGUUCAGUUGGCUAAAACUAUGAAACCAGAUCAACAUAUCGUUAUCAACAUUUCAGGUAGGGGUGACAAAGAUGUUCAAAGUGUUGCUGAAGUUUUGCCUAAGUUAGGACCUCAGAUAGGCUGGGAUUUGAGAUUUGAGGAAGAUCCAACUGCCUGA